This is a messenger RNA of Prunus mume (Japanese apricot), 1858 nucleotides long. NCBI's taxonomy places the organism in Eukaryota, Viridiplantae, Streptophyta, Magnoliopsida, Rosales, Rosaceae. The record is from RefSeq and is a predicted model, not a curated record.
CUCCAUCGCUUUAGUCUGUUUAUCAGCUUGGGAUCGAUCGACAAGUCUAGCCCUGAUUUUGAAUACAGAAUCGUAAGAGAAGAUGUUUGGUUCUACUAACUCUUUUGGGCAGUCAUCUAGCAGCCCGUUUGCAUCCCAACCGGUCUUUGGGCAGACCAGCAACACAAGUAACAAUCCUUUUGUUCCAAAGCCUUUUGGUAGCACAACUCCGUUUGGUGCCCAAACAGGGAGUUCCAUUUUUGGCGGCACUUCAACUGGUGUAUUUGGUGCAGCUCAAUCUUAUUCACCUUUUGGAAAUACAACUCCUGCUUUUGGAGCAGCUUCUAGUCCGGGUUUCAAUAGUUCACCAUCACCGUUUGGUGGUUCAUCUGGUUUUGGUCAGAAGCCUGUUUUUGGAGCAUUUGGGUCCAAUACUACUCAACCAAGUCCUUUCGGAAGCACAACUCAGCCAUCACAGCCAGCAUUUGGGAGUGGCAUAUUUGGUUCCACCACACCAUUUGGUGGAUCAAGUCAGCCAGCCUUCGGGGCUACUAGCACCCCCCCAGCCUUUGGGGCUACAAGUGGUCCAGCCUUUGGUGCUACGACCACCCCAGCGUUUGGUGCUACAAGCACCCCAGCAUUUGGUGCUACAAGUACCCCGGCUUUUGGGGCUACUAGCACCCACCCAGCCUUUGGGGCUACUAGCACCCAACCAGCCUUUGGGGCUACAAGCAGUCCAGCCUUUGGUUCCACAACAAGUCCUACAUUUGGAAGCACAGGAUCUGCAUUCGGGGUAUCAAAUUCUUCCGUGUUUGGAUCUACGGGAGCAUAUGGGGCUUCAAGCACCCCAGCUUUUGGUUCUUCUGGAUCCACCUUUAGUACUUCAAGCAAUCCAGGUUUUGGUGCGUCAAGUGCUCCUGGUUUUGGUUCAUCCAGUACUCCAUCUUUCACCUUUACAUCAGCUCCUGCUUUUGGCCAAUCAAAUUCUACAUUUGGUAGUGCCUCAUCUCCGUUUGGAGCACAGAGUUCUCCAUUCGGAACUCAGCCAACAACAUUGGGGAACAAUGCCUUUAGGCAGUCAGCUUUUGGGGGCCAACAACGUGGGGGUAGUAGAGUGGCUGCUUAUGCAGAAACUCCUGAACCAGAUGGUGGUUCUGCAAAAUUGGAGUCAAUAUCAGCAAUGCCAGUAUAUAAAGACAAAAGUCACGAAGAACGUCGCUGGGAGGAUUAUCAAUUGGGGGAUAAAGGUGGUCCAGCUCCUGCAGGUGGGAGUGGCUUUGGCAUGUCUACAUCACAACCAAACCCUUUGAAUACCGCACCGUCAUUUCCUCAAGCAUCUACAAGCCCUUUUAAUAGCGCAACUUCAUCUAGUUUGUUUGCAACAAAAACUCCAUCCUUCUCUUCUACAUUCUUUGGAACAUCGUCUACACCAUUCAGUUCAUCAUCUUUUGGGUUUUCUACUUCAUCCAGUAUUUUUACCCCAUCAUCAUCAUCUCAUUCAUCUCAUCUCCAUCUCUCUUUAGUUCAUCUUUUGGGUUUUCUACUUCAUUCAGUAUUUUUACCCCAUCAUCAUCAUCUCAUUCAUCUCCAUCUCUCUUUAGUUCAUCAACGCCAUCCACAUUUUCUGCUUUAGCUCAAACAUCAAAUUCCACAUUUAGUACGGGACUAUUCAAUUCCACUGCUCCAGUUGCAGAGACAGGUUUUACUUCUGGACUAAGUACCACUUCGGUUGGAUCUGGGCAUCGAUUUUAUAUUUCAAGUACUCUAGCUUCAACAGAAAGAAGAAGAAGAAGAUGAAUGUAAUGGUAGGACCAAUGGAGCAAAUAAUAUAGAGUUGAUGGACCAUUUGAACGAAUAAUUUAAUUGAGGGACCAAAAUG